AUGGCAGACAACGCCAUGAGAGAUCGCGAAGCAAAUGCAAGGGCAGUCCUCAACCGUUACAAUGAAGUGAAAAAUGAAAUCGUCGUUGCUGAGAUGCCAAAAGCUGCUUUAGUAUCACGAAACCGUCAACUUUCAAAUGACUUCAAGGAUUUUAAGAGAGCUCAUAAAAUCCUGAUUCGCUCAAUUCCGCCUGAAGAACUGGAAUCAGCAAUGAUUUAUUUUGAAGAAAUUUCCCAGGCUUAUUUUAUGUCCUCUACAAUAAUAAAUACGGCCUUGGAAAAUAAAUCUACUCCUUCAAUUAUAUCAAACGAUGCCGGUAUAAUUCGAGUGGAAACUGCACGAGCUCCAGAUCCAGGUGAAUUCAAUGGAAAUCCAUCCAACUGGCCAUCUUUUCGUGAUCAGUUUAAAGCUGAAGUGCACGAUCGUCAUCAACUAGAUGAUGUUACUAAACUGCACCUUUUAAAAAAGGCUUGCGUGGGUACAGCUAAGCUCACAGUCGGUUCUUGGCAACCACUAGCUGUGAAUUAUAAAAAGGCAUGGGAGAGUCUUGAGAAUAAAUAUGAAGAUCCGUAUCGAUUGGAACAAGCAUUAGUUUCCGAUUUACUUAAGUUAUCAAGUUUGAGAGAUGAGUCACAUGAGGGUCUGCGGCAAAUAAUUGAUACCACUUCUAAUACACUCCGACAAUUGGAGGCUAUGCACGUACCCGUACAACACUGGGACACAUUCGUUAUUGGUUUGAUUCUGUGUCGAUUGCCCAGAAAUGUGGCGGAUGCGUGGGAACAAAAAAGAAUCGUAGCUAAUAAACCGAACCUGGCUGAUUUAAUGGCAUUCUUAGAAGGAAGAGCACGCGGCCGCAUCUAUAUUGAACAGGGAUCCUCACCAAAUAGAAUCAACCAAUGGACAGCUUCUUCACCUGUCAUAACCAAAAAUCAUACCACAAAAAAUCUCAUGGAUCAAAGUGGGCAGCCGAAGAGUUCAUUUGUUUCUAAAUUCAACGCGCCUUGUUCAAUUUGCUCUGGGUUACAUGCACCGUAUCGAUGUCCCGGUUUUUUGUCAAAGAUAACAUCAGAACGGCUAGCGAAGAUAAAAGAAUUGAGAUUGUGUACUAGUUGCUUGAAAAAACACGAAGGAAUCUGUCCAAUGCCAAGAUGUCCGCUGUGCGGUGGAACUCACAACAGCCUUCUUUGUUUGAAGGGACCCGAUAGGGAAACACGAGUUAAGGGCUCUAAACAAAUAACUGCUAGCUGUAUUAAAAAUCAUAACGAAUUACAAUGCAUCCAAAAACACAAUCCUUUUAAAUGUGAGUCACCGAAUGGAUUGGUCAAUCAGUUGAAUUUUCCAUCAAAAACUGCAAAAUUCAAUUUAACUCCAGCAAUAAAACUAGAAUUGGCCCUGUUACCAACUGCCGCUUUUCAACUUUUUACAAGAAGUGGCGCCUCAGGUUCCGUGAGAGCAUUAUGCGAUACCGGUGCUCAGGUCAACUUGAUCACAAAAAAAUGCGUCCAAAAAAUUGGCUUAUGCGUUCAAGUCAUUCCAACUAACAUCAGUGGUCUUGGAAAAAACUCUCAGUUAAAAACACAUGGAGUUGUGUUCGCUGAUUUAUGGUCACGCGGUUUAAAAAAACUUGGUGUAACCAUUCAAAUGAUUGUGGUUUCGAAAUUAAUGAGUAAAUUGCCAGUCAACGAGUUACCUGCUAAUUCAGCGGUCGAGUUUUUGGCUUCUGACUUGGCCGAUCCUGAGUUCAACUUACCAGGGCGAAUCGAUGUCCUUCUAGGAGCAGGAGCUAUGGCAGAAAUAAUGACCAAAGAUGUGAAACGCUUAAAAAAUGGGCUUAUUGCUCAAGAAACCCAACUUGGUUGGAUAAUAUACGGCAAUUCCACAACUUCCUCUUCACCAUCCGUUUAUACCACAUUAAGUGUUCCAGACACAAAAGGUUUAGAGGCGGCAAUACGGCGACUAUGGGAAAUAGACCAGCUUGACGAGCCAGUUGGCAUGACACCAGAUGAAAAAUGGUGCGAAGAACAUUUUCACAAAACCGUAAAACGAGAUGAAUUUGGCAGAUAUAUUGUCACCAUUCCAAUUAAACCAAAUAAACAAAAUCUUCUUGGUUUGUCGCGUGACAUGGCAAUGAGACGUUUUCAUGCUUUGGAAAGGCAGUUUGCAAAAGAUCCGGUUUUCGCGGAAUGGUAUAUUGAAUACAUGCGGGACCUGCUGAAGGCUGGGUUUAUCCAGGAAGCGGCGUAUCCAAUUGAUGAGACAAAGCCACAUGCUUAUAUUCCACAUCAUGGCGUACGCCCGCCGAAGAAACCAAGGGUUGUUUUUGACGCAUCAGCCGCCACAUCAACCGGGUGGUCAUUCAACGAUAUUCAACUACCAGGUCCAAGACUCCAAGGCGACUUGUAUGAUAUUAUAAUUCGGUUCCGCAUCGGCAAAAUUGCUAUGUCUGCUGAUGUAAAAAAAAUGUUCCCUCAGGUCAAAAUUGCAGAGCAUCAAUGGGACAUGCAGAGAAUUUUUUGGAGAGAAAACAUCAAUGAUCCCUUACGUGAAUAUCAACUACCCAGAGUAACGUUUGGGAUGACUUCGUCAACAUAUAAUGCAGUAAAGAGUAUGCAACGGUGUGUUGAUGACUAUCGCGAAGAACUUCCAUUGGCUCACGAAGCAGUCUACAAUUCUUUUUACGUGGAUGAUUUUUUAAAAAGUGUUCACACAACCGAGAAAGCGAUUGCAACAAGAGAGCAGCUGGAAACAUCUUUGGGUAGAGGCUGUUUCCCGUUGACAAAAUGGGCGUCGAACGAACCAGCAAUGUUGCUUGAAAACGAACGUAUUCAGUUCAAAAGUUUGGAAGAAGAGUCAUCAACAAGCGUUCUUGGACUGCUCUGGAAUCCAGAAAAUGACACACUCGGGUUUAAGAUUCGCCAUUUCAAUGAAUCGGAAACCAUAACCAAACGAAUCAUUGCGAGUGAGGGUGCAAGAAUUUACGACCCAAACGGUUACUUGGCUCCAGUCACUAUGCGUGCAAAGUUGUUCAUUCAGAAGUUAUGGACAGUAGGUGCGAAUUGGGACGAAAAGGUCAAUGACGACAUAUCUGAAGCUUGGAAAGUGUAUCGCGCAAGCAUAUCAACAUUAACCGAAGUCAAAAUUCCACGUUGGGUUGGAAUUUCACCAGACAAUGAACUCCAGCUACACACAUUCUGCGAUGCAUCUAAUAUCGCCUAUGGAGCGGUCGUAUAUGUGCGAGUCAAACAACCCGAUGGUACCAUCGUUGUCAAUGUUCUGACAUCAAAGAACAAAUUGGCACCCAAACAGACCAAGACUAUUCCUCGUUUGGAAUUAUGUGCAGCAGCAAUGGGAGCGGUUCUAACAAAAAAGGUAGCCAAAAUUCUUCAAGUACAAAAUGAAAAUUUGCACUAUUGGUCUGAUUCAGAGAUUGUGUUGUACUGGCUUCGAAAAUUUCCCGGCGAUACAAAGGUUUUCGUUGGGAAUCGAAUAUCGCUGAUCCAAGAACAUAGUGACGUGGAAAGGUGGAAACAUGUACCGUCAAAAGAAAACCCAGGCGAUCUUAUUUCACGGGGCGUAAUAUCGACCGAUCUGAUCAACUGCAGCCUAUGGUGGCAUGGACCAGGUUUUUUGAUGAAAUCGCAAGACAAUUGGCCACAAUCGAAGCUUCUCAACUUACCACUUAAGGAAAAAAUUGAAGCAGAUGGCGAGCUCCGAAAAAACAAGGUGUUUAGCGCUCCAAUCAUGGUGUUGACUCUUACUAGUCAAAGUGGGCAGGGAUGUUUAGAGAUACAGGAUUUGUUAGAUUAUCAUUCUUCAAUGAACAAAGUGCUUCGUAUUACAGCUUACGUUCAGCGAUUCGUCCGACUCUUCUGCAAGAAAUGGUUAAAGGUUAACAAAAUUGAAUUAGCUGAAGUUCUUCAUGUACGCAAAAAACGAACUCGCGAUGAGCAGGAAAACCAAAAUCCUGCAAAACGAAGAAAAACAUUACCGAAAUCGCAGAGUGAAUUAGUUAAAGAACAGAGUGAAAUAAAAAAGCUUGUUGAAAAGGUGCCAGUGGUUACUCCUGAGGAGUAUUCGGGUGCGUUAGCCUUUUGGAUCAAACAUACCCAGAAAAAAGAGUAUCCGUUAGAACAUCACAGACUGCUCAAGGCAAAACCUCUACCAAACGACAGUGAUUUGCUCUCAUUGACGCCCUUUAUGGAUACUGAUGGCAUAAUUCGACUUGGUGGUCGAAUAUCUCGUGCCGAGCUUACCUUUCACCAAAAGCAUCCAAUUUUACUCCCUGCAAAGUGUAUUCUCAGUCAUAGGCUAAUGCAACAGGCACAUGCUGAGACACAACACGGCGGCCUGCAGCUAUGCAUGCAAUACCUGCGCGACAAGUAUUGGGUUACCAAUUUAAGAACAUCUAUGCGUAAACUUAUACACAAAUGCGUUGUAUGUACACGUUAUCGUCAAAAAGUCUCAAACCAGCUAAUGGCAGAUCUACCAGCCGCUCGGGUGCAGAUAUCACGACCGUUUACACAUUGCGGGGUUGAUUUUGCCGGUCCUUAUCGAAUUCGCGCAUACACUGGGCGAGGUGUACCAGUGUCUUCAAAUGCAUACCUUUGUCUGUUCAUAGACUUCCCCACGAAGGCUGUCCAUUUGGAGCUGGUAAGCGACCUGAGUUCUAAGGCAUUUUUGGCAGCCUUGGACCGCCUCGUGGCAAGAAGAGGAAUGGUCUCACAUAUCUACAGUGACAAUGGCACAAAUUUUGUUGGCGCGAACUCUGAAUUAAAACGAAUUGAAGAACAGUUGCGCAAAAAUGAUUUACAAGAUGAGGUUGCCAAACGUCGAAUUACGUGGCAUUUUAACACGCCCUUAGCUCCACACCAUGGUGGGCUCUGGGAAGCAAGUGUCAAGAGGGCCAAAUACCAUCUAAAUAGGGAAAUCGGUUCCCGAAGUUUCACGUUCGAAGAGCUGUACACUGCUUUCGUUCGAAUCGAACUUUGCCUGAAUUCCCGGCCGCUGUGUGCAUUAAAGGACGAUCCUAAUGAUCUUACAGCCCUAACACCAGGACACUUCCUAACUGGAGGUCAGCUCAUCCGUCCGCUGGGUCCAGAUGUAAAGGAAAUAGCAUCACAUCGGCUGGAUAGCUGGGACAAGAUCCAUCAAUUCGAACAGAGUAUCUGGAGCAGGUGGUCUCAAGACUACUUAAGUGAGCUGCAACUGCGGACGAAGUGGAAGCUGCCUAACAGAAACUUGCAAGUCGGAGACUUGGUUUUCUUGAAAGAAGAAAAUCAGCCACCAGGAGUCUGGAAACGAGCCCGCAUUAUAAAGGUGUAUGCGGAUAAAGAUGGACUAGUGCGAAGUGCCCGAAUUCGUGCAGGUGGUCGCAUGUAUGAUCGUCCGGUGAAUAAGUUAUGUCUUAUUCCUAUAGAAGACAGCCUGCAACCCCACAACGAAAUGUGUGCGAAUGGGAAGUGCACAGAAGGGUGUACGUUGUCAAGUGACGAAGGCCAUAAGGUCUCUAAGCUACUUCAUCCGUAG
This is a messenger RNA of Episyrphus balteatus (marmalade hoverfly), 5526 nucleotides long. RefSeq lists its product as uncharacterized. NCBI's taxonomy places the organism in Eukaryota, Metazoa, Arthropoda, Insecta, Diptera, Syrphidae. Bases 1 to 5526 code for a protein of 1841 amino acids. Gene Ontology annotation, molecular function: nucleic acid binding. Gene Ontology annotation, biological process: DNA integration. The record is from RefSeq and is a predicted model, not a curated record. The transcript is spliced from 2 exons.